GAGAGAGAGAGAGAGAGAGAAGAGGUAAACGUGUGCUAUCUGAUCCACCAUGGCAGGACCUGAAGUGAAGCCAAUAGUUGAGGUAGAGCAAGUGAAGAAGGAGCAAGAGGUCAUUGACUCUGUUCCUGCUGCUGCUGCUGGUGGCGGCAGUGAUUUGGACCUGACUGAGUUCGGAUCUGGCAAAGGAAACGACAAGCUAGUCCAAAAGGAUGACACCAGGCCCCCAACGAUGAAGGUGUCUGGAACAAAUGCUCCAGCUCAGCUUACCAUAUUCUAUGGUGAAAGAGUUUUUGUAUUUGAUUCAAUUCCAUUUGAAAAGGUUGGUGAGAUUGUUCGUAUUGCUGCUGCUGCAAGCCCCGGUGACGUGAAGAAUAUUGGCACUGGUGGUCCUGCAACUAAACCAAUUCUCUCAAGAUCUCCCUCACUGCUAAGUACAGCAACACCUUUGGCUUCACCACAGAUUCAUAUGCCCUCGUGUAAAUUGCAAGCUGAAUUACCAAUAGCGAGGAGGCAUUCUCUUCAGCGAUUCUUCGAAAAGCGCCGUGACAGACUGGUGAGCAAGAACCCGUAUCCUAUCCCAGACGGGACCAAAAAAGCGGAAAGCUCAAAACCUGAUGUUUGUGCGCAAGCAUCACCAAAUGCAGGCUGCUUUGAAAAGUCUAAUGAACCUCAGGCUGCUUGAGCUGUGUAAAAAGCCUUCCUUAAUCUGUAUCAUGGACAACUAUUCACUCAUGUUCCAACUUCGUCGGGUUGUUUAUGUUACUAUGUUAAACCUUAAUUGUUGCAUCGCUACUUAGACAAUGCAUCAGUAUCCUUGUUACAUGUUUACAAUAUUGCUAGACCUAUUAAACCUUAAUAGUCUCUGUCUUUGGCUGUUUGCUAGUC
Molecule: messenger RNA, 885 nt
Organism: Tripterygium wilfordii
Lineage: Eukaryota; Viridiplantae; Streptophyta; Magnoliopsida; Celastrales; Celastraceae
Product: protein TIFY 3B-like
Exons: 5
Coding region: 50-682 (210 amino acids)
Biological process (GO): response to wounding; regulation of defense response; regulation of jasmonic acid mediated signaling pathway
Cellular component (GO): nucleus
Source: RefSeq, a predicted model, not a curated record